AUGGCGACUGCAAGCACAGCCCUGGGAAGAAGACCUGCAAGGCUAGAUGGACAGGUGCUCGUGCAUGCCUCGACCUACGGGAAUGUGGGGACCAGUUCGAGGCAGAAAGUGGUCCCCCUUCGAAACGUGACCAGAGCAGGGUCCUUCUCUAGAGUCCUUCUCCACAACAAUUUCUUGAGUCAGAAGCAUUCCGAGGCCGGGUCAAAUGCAAAGAAGAGAACGUCUAGAAAACUUUGCCCCGCACAGUAUCUGGGAAUCAGAGCUGCAGCGAGUGCAACUCAUGAGGGAAAUGCAGGGGACGAUAGAAAGACACUCUUUUCUUUUCAGGGCUUUUCUAGUGAGGGAGGCCAUGACAAGGCGGGAAUGCAGCAUGCACGUGGCAGCGCUGACGAUCAGACCCAAGCCUGGGACGUUCUGGGGAACGGAAAGAAGCAGAAUGCAGGGAGACGGACGUCUGCUGACGUUGCAUCCGGGUCGGCUGACGUCAGCAAAGACCAGCCUGCGCAGCAGAGGGAGCGCAUGCAGAAGAAAGGCGAUGAAGAGGGGUGGGGAGAAAGAGAGGCGGCGUGGCAGCGGAUGAAGGUGCCGAGGCUGACUGCGGUCGGGACGCCUUACCCCAGCACGUGGAUGCGACUAUUUCAGAUCGUGAGGUCUCAGCCGAAACGUCUGUUUCACAUCGUGAGGGUUCACCCGGAGGAGAGAGAGGGUGGCAAAACGGAGCGGACGGGAGGGGAUGGAGAUGCGCAGAGGCGGGACGGAGAUCAGCGAAACAAGGGGAAGGGCGAUGACUCGCGGAAGGAAGGCAGAGGGGACGGAGAAAAGCAGGGGAGGAGAGUUGCGCUGAAGGAGAGAGGCAAUGAGCAGGAUCCAUGGGCAGGAGAUGAAAGGAAGGAGAAGCAAGGGAUAGGAGAUGGGCGAAUAGAGAUACGAGGUGAGCAGAAAGAGGAGAAAGGGCACGAGCAGCAUAAGAAACGAGACGAGCAGGAGGGGGGGAUAGGAGAUGGGCGGGAGAUAAGAGGCGAUGAGCAGCGGGGGGUGGAGCCGGACGAAGAGGCGAAGAAGGCGGUGCACGUGGCGGGCCUGGAAAAGGACCGGCAGGAGGAGCGGGUCGAGAAGCGCGUCAGGGCCAGAAAAGCAGAGAAGAAAGCAAAGGAAGAGGAAACAUUGAGCCCGCAUUCACACCCGGUGAGCGACUGGAGCACACAGGAGGUGGUAACGUGGGCUGCGGACCAAGGCUUCCUCACAACUAAGGUGGACGUCCACCGCUUCCUCAAGGCCAAGAUCGCGGGCGCGGACCUGCCCUACUGGACGUCCGAAGACUUCGAGGAGAUUGGGCUGCCCAAAGGCCCCGCUAAGCGCCUCGUGCGCGCAAUCAACGAACUGGCGGUUCGGCGCACCAUCCGCGUCCAGUUCCCCUUCGACUGCGUCCCUGCCGGCGAGGAGGAGGCUGACGUCACUGACGAAGAGAAGAGUGACGCCAGCCCUGACGCCAUCCUGACCGCGGAGGUGACGGUAAGAGAUGACGACGAGCUGACGGAGUUCCUGGGCGAGAUGUGCGCGCUUGGGCUGGUGCGCAUUCGCGACGAGAGCGCCACGUCAGCAGCCGAAGAGAGUGCCACGUCAGCAGGCGAGCAGGGAGAACAUGAUGCCCCGUCAGCAUCGGCGGGGGCCGUGAGGCUCGCCCGGUCGAUCUGGGACCUCGAGAACGGCGGGCUGUACUGGCCUUUCUAUGCAGACUAA
This is a messenger RNA of Klebsormidium nitens, 1740 nucleotides long. Lineage: Eukaryota; Viridiplantae; Streptophyta; Klebsormidiophyceae; Klebsormidiales; Klebsormidiaceae. The record is from the annotation of a GenBank genome assembly.